Bradysia coprophila is the source of this 6610-nucleotide messenger RNA. RefSeq names its product CLIP-associating protein (gene chb). NCBI's taxonomy places the organism in Eukaryota, Metazoa, Arthropoda, Insecta, Diptera, Sciaridae. Gene Ontology annotation, biological process: mitotic spindle assembly; establishment of mitotic spindle localization. The record is from RefSeq and is a predicted model, not a curated record. Gene Ontology annotation, cellular component: microtubule organizing center; spindle microtubule; mitotic spindle. Gene Ontology annotation, molecular function: microtubule binding.
UGCAUCAACAAUAUAAUCGUCAUUUGCUACAGUAAAUUCUUGAUCGCAUUUUUGUUACGGGAAAACUUAUUAAAAACAUUGAAAUUUAAGGGAAAUUGUUGAGAAAAAUAUGGAAUUCUAAAGCUUUUCAAUUGUAUUUUAUGUGAAUCGAAAUUGUCAAACGAUCCAGUCCAUCGUAUAGUGAAUCGUCAUUGUUUAUUAAAUUACAAAACAAUUCGCGUACCUUAAUCGCACUUGUAUCUGUGUCUGUGAAUUAAAUUUUGUCAAAUAAUUUUGCCGUUAUGUUAAGUGCUUUGCUGUGUGAGACCAAGAAUUAAAAGAAGUUCAAUGUAGUUGCACCAAUCUUCAGCAAAGGAAACAAGUCAAAAUUUAAUCGGUGUUUUUGUUGUGUUUGCGUAACUGGUAAUAAAAACAAAACCGUUCGCAAUGGCAUAUCAUAAACCACAAAACAUAGACGACUUUGUGCUGUUAAUGGCCAAAGCAGAUAUGCGAGUGAAGGCCCAAUUGGCCGAAGAUCUUGUUGCUUAUCUGAGUGAUAUGGAAAAUUCAAUUGUGUCAAAUGAUUUGGGAUUACUGGUGGAUAACUUGAUGCCAUGGUUGAUUGGAAGUCAUUUUAAGAUUGCACAGCGAGCCCUCGAAGCUUUCACAGAACUAAUUGGUAGACUUGGUCAAGACUUUAGCGCAUACACACCAACCGUUUUACCGCAAGUGGUCGAUCGGUUAGGUGACAGCCGUGAGACUGUACGAGAAAAAGCACAACUUCUGCUCUUCAAAUUGAUGGAAAGUCGUGUGCUGUUGCCACAACAACUGUUGGACAAAUUAAUUUAUUGCUUCAAACACAAAAAUUCCAAAAUACGAGAAGAAUUCCUCCAAACUAUCGUCAGCACGUUGAAUGAAUACGGCACACAAUCGCUGUCAGUGAAAGCCUAUAUUCAGCCAAUAGUUUCACUACUUGGAGAUCCAACGUCUACUGUUCGUGAUGCUGCAAUUCAAACUCUAGUAGAGAUUUACAAACAUGUUGGUGAUAAGCUUCGCAUAGACUUAAGGAAAAAGGAUAUUCAUCCAACAAAAAUGGCGGCAUUGGAACACAAAUUCGACGAAGUUCGUCAAGACGGCCUUUUACUACCAUCAGCCCUGAGAAGCGCCAUGGAACCGGAUGAAACAGACACACCUUCUGCGGCGAAGCCCAGAAUAAUGAAACGCACACCAGCAACACUCCCGUGCCCUAAAAAGUUGACUCUAGACAUUGCCACUCCCGGUGAUGCUGGUGCAGUGACAUGGGAAGUAUUUGAGGCUUCGUUUGAAGUGGUGCCGCAAUUAACGAUCUUUAGUCCGAAAGAUAUUGAAGACAAUCUGAAAGCCAUGAACGUUAUUAUCGGUAACAAGAAUAUGGACUGGGAGAAACGGGUCGACGCAUUGCGUAAAAUUCGGUCGUUGUUGAUUAUGGAUCAGGCUAUAUUCAGUACAUACUUCAAAGAUCUGUCGAUCGCUUUUCUGGACAUUUUGAAAGAGCUUCGGUCGCAAGUGAUUCGCGAGGCAUGCAUAACGAUAGCAUUUAUGAGCAAGACGCUCAAAUCAAAACUGGACGGUUUCUGCGUUUACAUUGUUCAAGAAUUGAUAAAUCUGGUACCCAAUUCGGUGAAGGUCAUCGCAUCCGCUGGUUCCAUUGCGCUGAAAUUCGUCAUCAAAUACACUCACGCACCGAAACUCAUACCGAUUAUCACACAGAAUCUCAUCCAAUCAAAGUCAAAAGAUAUUCGCUCAAAUUUGUGUGAAAUUCUCGGUUUAUUGUUCGACGAUUGGGCGCCGCGUUCGAUGGAGAAAUAUUUGCCAAAUUUGAAGGAAAGUCUUAUCAAAGGGAUUGCCGAUGCGGAUUCCGAUGCCAGGAAAUACAGCAGAAGAAAUUUCUGGAGUUUCAAACGUCAUUUUCCGGAUGCUGGCGACCAAAUCUAUUCGAACUUGGAUCCGUCCGUGCAACGGGCAUUGGACCGUGAACGGGACACCGCAACAAACGGUACAGGUGGUUCAAUGAGUGCUAGUCUACGUGGCAGUAAUUCAAGUCUUAACUCAAUGCCUGGUAGUGUUAUAAAACGUCGUUUGUCAUCUGGUUUACGGAGUCCAGCUACUGCCAAUCCAUCAGCGUCGACAAGUACGGAAAAUUUAUUAAUGACUGGAAAAUUGCAACGGGCACCGUCAUUGCCUCGAACAUAUAAUCGGAAUCGGAGUGGAAUUCCCGUUGCUAAUCGAGAACCGCCAGUUCGAGCUGGUUUUCGCAGUAUAUCCGCAGUCGACACAGCAGCUGUUCAACGAGCGAGAGCACGAGCGCAGUACUCGAAUAUGGCUAGGAUGAAGGUUACAGCCGGUACAGCUUCGUUACAGGGACAAAUGGCCCAACAAGCUCGAGCGAAGAAACUUGUAAACAAUGUUGCAACGCCGCAACAAGCUUCGCCAGAACACCGAUCUGUUUCCCGGCGCACUUCUGGUGUGUCACAGUCACAACCUGCAUCGCGAAGCACAUCACCGUCGUCUCGGUCACAGUACAGCACCUAUUCUGGCUAUCGACAAACUGGUACUAUUCCCAAGAAAUCUUCUGGCAUUCCACGAUCCGUAUCAAACUCACGCGAAACGAGUCCAACUCGGACGCCAAUGGGUUCCAUUAAACGUUUGCCGUAUCAGACAAGUAGUCCUCGUAGAGAUCGUCCACCGAUCAAUCCAACUCGACCGGUUCUGGCGCAGAAAAUUCUUCAAGCUAGUCGUGAGGCAGAAAAUGCACUGGCCGAUGCUCUGUCACCCGAUGAUUUUGAUCCGUCGUCGGAAAUGGGCCGCCUGAAUUUGAAUCGAAAAGUAUCUCGCGAUGAAUCGGAUGAAAGUGAAGCGUCGUCAGUGUGUUCGGAAAGGAGUUUUGAUUCGUACAGACGGAAUGAUUCUGGGUCGUGGAAUGGAUCAAGAAAUAAGCUGGACAGUCAAAGGUUGAUCGAAGACAUCGACACGAUAAUUGUGUAUUGCUCAUCCACGCAUUGGGGUGAACGAAAAGAUGGACUCACCAGCUUGACUACUUAUUUGUCGGACGGAAACAUAUUGACACCGGACCAGUUGCAGACCGUUUUGGAUUUGUUUCGGAAAAUGUUCAUGGACAGUCACACCAAGGUCUACGCCCUAUUUCUGGACAGCGUCAAUGAACUGAUUCUGUCUCACUCGAAUGACCUACACGAUUGGCUGUUCAUUUUACUCACACGGCUAUUCAAUAAGUUGGGCACAGAGCUGUUGGGCUCGAUGCAUGGCAAAAUUUGGAAGACGCUGCAACUGGUGCACGAAUAUUUUCCGCCGGAUUUGCAAAUGCACGCUUCAUUCAGAAUAAUCUGCGAUGCGGCCCAGACUCCAUCAACGAAAACGAAGAUUGCACAGCUAAAGUUUCUGACGGAUUUGGCGACCACCUAUUGCACAGCCACCGAAUUUCCCACUCAAUCACCAGCUGACAAAGCAAUAACGAAAAUCGUACAAAUGGCCGUUGAUCAGAAAAGUUUGGAAUUGCGGAACCAGGCACGAUCCUGCAUCAUUUCAUUGUAUAAUUGCAGCACACCGAAUAUGACCGCGUUCCUGUCUGGUAUGCCGAAAAACUUCCAGGAUACAGCCAAAACGAUCAUCCAACAGCAUUUACGUCGAAGCACGUCGGGUAAUAAUAGUCCAUCAUCACCAUUAACGUCGCAAAGUCCAAAACUAUUGCUUAGUCCGAAUCAAGGACCCUUAAGUCUACAAAAUUAUUCUAGUCAAAGAUCUCGUCAAUCUUCCGUUGAAAGUCAACCGAUGAACACCGAGGAGGUGUACCGAAAUUUGCGUAAGACAACGGCUGAAAUUCAGAACUAUAGUUUCGAGACGAAAUUGGAUCGGGACUCGAACAGUAAAGAUUCGGGCAUUAGUCAAAUGUGUGAUCAGCAAGCCGAUCAUCUGUCAUUGGUAACGGGACUGAAUGGUCACAUGUUGAUGAAAAAGGAUGACUCGUGUAACGGCUCAAAGUCACAAUCGGCAACCACAACGGAAUCGAAUACGCCGGAGAAUACAGUUCGCUUAGAUACCAUUGAUGCUAAUCAUAAGACCCUAACUAGUCAGAAGUAUGUGGCCAAUUUUGUGGUUUCGCAAACCGGUGAAUUAAUAUUUGAUGGUGAUCUGGAAGAGAGUGAAAUUGUCAAAACGGCAACUAUGCUAUCGUUGGACUCGCCUACAGACGCGACACUGCAAGUAUUAAAUAACCUGGGUGAUUGUAUUAGGCACGGUAACUGUGAAUUGCCGAUCAAACACUUUAAAGCAAUAAUGAAGGCGUUACUCAUAUUGGUCGAUUCGCCGCAACAUGAAAUUGUGAUCGCCGUUAUCAAGGUGUUGGCCAAAAUCAUGCGUAGCGAACCGAUGAAGCUCACGUGGCUGAACUUUUUAGAAUUGUUGUUGUUAAAAAUCAUCGACUGUUACAAAAUGAGCAAAGAAACUUCCAGAGAAAUUGACUUCAUUCUGCCGCGCAUAGCGAACCAUCUCCCAUUCGAACCCACAUUCAACAUUCUGUAUUCCAUCAUCGGCACCGGUGAAUAUCCGACCAAUCUCUGUGCAAUCAAAUUGUUAACCGAAUUGGUUGAUGCGAAGGGAACUGGAAUUACCGAUAAGCAAUUGGAUUCAAUUAUGUCGGUCCUUGCAUUGCGGACGGAUGAGAAUCAAUCAAUGGUGAGGAAGGCAGCCGUAUUCUGUAUCGUUCGGCUGUAUGUUCGGCUUGGAGAAGAACGUGUUAGACCAAAAUUUUCGCUUUUGAAUUCGAGCAAAAUCAGACUGCUCGACGUUUACAUUGCGAAGUACCAACAACAAUCGCUGAAACAGUCGUCAUGAUCAAAAUCAAAUGCCAAGUGAUUACUGGCUAAGGGGAGGAAAUUUGCCAAUAAAUUGAGGAAAAUAAGCAAAACCAUUGGCGUUAUUCCAGAAUAAAUUCAAAGAAAAAAAAAAAACAAAAAAAAAUCCAAAAAAAAUGAACAACAAAAGUUACUAGAUCUAAGAAUUAAUUGCUAAAAAGUUUAGUUCUCUUGUUCCCCGUCUAAUUUCGAUGAUUUUCUUUCUUCUUCCUUCCUUCAUUUGCGUUUUAAAAUUUGAAAUUUCGAUAAAUUAGAAGAUUUUGAUUGUUUUUUAACAUCACAAAACGGUGAACCGAUCCAAGCAAUUUUCAUUCAUUCAAUUCACGCAUCAACUUAUCUAUGGAUCGCAUCACUGUGAUACUAUGGGACGGUAAUUUUUCUUUUUUCGUUUUUAAUUAAUUUUCUUUCAAUUUUUUUUUUUAUUAUUUGUAUGUCAAAUGUGAGAUCGUCAGCGGAUGUCUCAAUGUUUAGGAGUGAAAAAUUUUAUAAUUUCAAUUUAUCAAAAUGUAAUUUACUGGUUCCAGCGAUUUAAUAAAGCAUCACUUCGUUGAACACAAAUUCUAUUGCCCUGUCGUCUUUUGUCUGCCCUGGACCAAGUCCGAGCUUCGCAUUAAUCACAUUUGUCAUCGAUAACGACGCAGGGAAUAAGUGAUAAGAUCCGCCUAGUGUUGUAUUAUAUGGCGAAAUAUGUGUUAAACAACUGAAAGAUUGUGCAUCAAGCGCAACGCGAUACUUUGAACAAAGGAAGUAGCAGAUUUAAUUUGGUUACGAUAAGGUUGCCGCUCCUAAAAUGUUAAAAAAGUAAGGAAAAUCCUUUUCCGAUUUUAUUUUCACUCGAGUUAUAAAUUGACGGAGAACAGAUGCGGCUCUUCGCAAGUUUUUCAUGCAGAAGUGGUGUGCAUUGUGAGUUUUACGUGUUCAACUGUAGUGACAAAUCGUGACGAUUCACACCGUAAGUGCGCCUUCUAUUUUAGAACAUACCGCAAAGCAAGUCAUUUUAACGCUCAGCGUUAUUUCGAGCAACUGUCAGUUGAAAAUAUUUAAAUUUUUGGCGCACUUAUGGCGUCAAUUCGUUUAAUUUAACUUGCCAGUGAUUACACAAGUGAUUUGUUACGCCUACGCGUACACUAUUCCUUUUAUGAAAUUCUCAUAGUGAUGGUGGUACUUCCAAGUGAAUCCAUCAACGGAAACGAUGCAAACAUUCCGUUUGCACUUAACACGUCGCUCGAAUUCUAAAAAAGUUUUUCAUUUACAUUAUCGUCCAUUGAUAGACUAUCCUUUUUCGACAAGAGAGCCGCGUUAAUUUCAAUUGCUUAUCUAUCCCAGUCCAUGCCACUCUUUUAAGAUUUGCAUUUUGAGUUAAUUGACCGUGGUGUUUCUACCAGACCAGACAGUGGUAGCAAUUUUCACAUGAUGUGCAUUAAACAUCGAUCCAUUAGUUCAUAAUGAUUUUGCUUUAAUUUUGUGUUAUUCUGCGAUCAUUCACACCGCCAAACAAAGCGAAUAGAAAAUUAUUUUUUAACAUUUUUGAUACCGAGUUGGUGUAGACAAAAUUAUUAGAGUGAAAAAAAGAAGAUUUAAAUAAACAAACAAAAAAUUCAAGAUUCAAGAAAGAGAGAACAAUAUUCACAGCCGAAGCUAUCUAAUAGUUUCGAGGAGCAAAAGAAGAAAAUUUAAGUUUAAUGAAAUUAAAUGAAAAUUAUUUAUGGAAAAGCUAACAAAAA